GUCCGACAUUCCAAAAUUCAACCCCCGAAAAGCCGCAAAACAAUAAAAAACAAAAUACAAUAAAAAAUCCAACAGCAUUUUAUUACGAAUGUCGCGGAUUGUUGACACGAUCGAUGAGGAAGGCGAUCCGAGCCACGGACCACUAUCAGCAUCAUCGUCAGCAUCAUCAGUGUCAUCAUCAGCAUCAGCAUCAGCAUCAGCAUCAGCAUCAGCAUCCGCAUCAGCACUACAAGGAGCAGCAUCACAAGCAAGGGCGGCCACACGCUCAAACUCGCUCUCAAACGACAACCCGCCAAACGACACGACCGCAACAAUAGCAUCGUCGUCAUCGUCAUCGUCACAACCAUCACUAGCAACAUCAUCAUCACCAGCAUCAGCAUCCAUGUCGGCAACGGCAGUCCGGCGCACUGGACUCGGACCAGCUCCGUUGCUGCGCGCGGCUUCCUCGCCAGCGAUGACGGCGGUUGCUGCGGACGACGGCACCACCACCACCACCACCACCAGCAGCAGCGACCAGUUCGACGGCGUCGCUGCUCUCCGCUCUGCAUCGCCGUCGUCAAGCUCGCUGGACAACGCCGUGGCAGCGCGCCCGGGAUCGCCUGGCACAAUGCGAAGGGUCGCCCGCUCGCCCUCAAUGAGCUCUGGCUCUGGCUCGGGCUCGGGCUCGGGCUCGGGCUCACCACGGUCGAGACUGGGCACGUUUCUGUUCAAGCCCGCUGCGGCGGCGGUCGAGACGCCAAAAGUGCCGACGCACACCAGCGUCGACGGGACGCUCGAGUUGCCCGUCUUGCACACCGCCGAGGAAGAGAUUUCGGCCGUCAAAGUGCUCAAGAACGCCGAUGCGAGCCCGCUCACAUUGCUAUACCUGCACCAGUUGCCGCCAGCAUUGCAGCUGCAAGCACCGACCACGGCAGCGCGGAAAAACAGCCUGCGAGGCCUCGAAUCGAUGCAAAAGUCAAUGCUCGAGAGCGAGCAGACAAUCCAGUUUGGCAUGGCGGCCAACCCAAUGAUCUCGCUCAAACUCACCCUCCUGGUCAAGCAGCAGGGGAUGGAGGACUACAAGACGCUGUUCUUUAGCAAACUGGGCACGCUGCGGUUGCUCAAAGAGCUCAUUGCAGGACUGUACAAGAUCAAAGACCCCGAAUCCAUCUCUCAGAUCAGCAACGUCCGCCUCAGCGACAUUGACGAUUGCGACGACAACUUUCUUGGCAUGCUCACCAACCAGGAUCGUCUCGUGUUUACUCUCGCCGAAAAGUAGCCGAAAAAACAAAAACACAAAUCAGCAAAGCAGAAAAACAAGAAACAAAACCAAGAAAACGAAGCCGACCCCUCUGCCAGUGCAGGCGCUGCGAAGGAUGUAGAAGCAAAGAAAAAAAUGAUUCUGUACAAGAGAAACCAUCAACCCAUCAACCCCCCCCCCUCCCUUUUGGUCUGUGAAAGGGGCGGUGGGCCUAUGUUGCCUGUGUAUAUGUGUCUACGUGUUUCAGUGAGUGCUAUUUCGUGUGUGAAUGUGUGUGUGUUCGCUUUUCCCCUUGUUCAGUGUCCUUGAUGGUCAUCAACAACUGUUUGAAGGUGUUGCCGCGAGGAACCAACCAAUUGUAGCUUUAAAGAGAUUAAUGACUCG
Messenger RNA from Capsaspora owczarzaki ATCC 30864, 1624 nucleotides. RefSeq lists its product as hypothetical. NCBI's taxonomy places the organism in Eukaryota, Filasterea, Ministeriida, Capsasporidae. The record is from RefSeq and is a predicted model, not a curated record. Bases 89 to 1258 code for a protein of 389 amino acids. The transcript has a single exon.